AUGUUUUACUAUCACGUCCUAACAGCGUUUUUCAUAUACGCCUUGCUUCAGGGAGGAGAAUGGCUGCUUGGUCAAAGGGUCAACAGCUUUCAAGCUGUAUCUGAGGUACAGACUUCCCCGAAUGAUGGGAAAACUGAGAAGCAAUCUUGUGCUGUCGAGAAUAAUGACCGAACCAGACUUUGGCCCAGGUAUCAAUCUCCCUUGGCCAUCGCAUGGCGCCAAAAACACUUCGCCGGCGUACUACUCCGGUGUCACAACAUCGGCAAUCGAGGCGCAUCCAAGUUGGUGACCAUGCGGCGCAGAUUGUUCAAUAGUCAUGGCUUCCGAGAGGAAGAUAUUCUUCGUUUCAAGGCAGAAAUCUCCACGCCAAUCCUGUACAACAUAUCAGCCGCCUUGUUCUGGCUGUCAAGGAAGACCAGCGGUAGACAUGAUCUGUCAAAAGGGAUGAGAUGCGAAGCCGUGGAAACCAUCGAGGGCAAGGAGGACGACAAUGGUAAACCAGUUUACAGAUUCGAUAUUUCUCAUCUGGAGAAGUGCCCAUUACUCCUUGGAACUUGCCAUGAGGUACUCCGACAGUUCACGGAUGGCACAUCGGCGAGACGAGCCAUUGAGGACAUAAUGCUCAACAAACGAUUUCUGGUCAAGGACAACACGUUGAUGCUCGUACCGUUCCGGGAAUAA
Messenger RNA from Exophiala dermatitidis NIH/UT8656, 681 nucleotides. RefSeq lists its product as uncharacterized. Bases 1 to 681 code for a protein of 226 amino acids. The record is from RefSeq and is a predicted model, not a curated record. Lineage: Eukaryota; Fungi; Ascomycota; Eurotiomycetes; Chaetothyriales; Herpotrichiellaceae. Gene Ontology annotation, molecular function: oxidoreductase activity, acting on paired donors, with incorporation or reduction of molecular oxygen; monooxygenase activity; iron ion binding. The transcript has 2 exons.